Lolium perenne is the source of this 756-nucleotide messenger RNA. Lineage: Eukaryota; Viridiplantae; Streptophyta; Magnoliopsida; Poales; Poaceae. The record is from RefSeq and is a predicted model, not a curated record.
AUGGAUGCGUGCACCGGAGUGGACCAAGGCGGCAAGCGCUAUUGGCAGCGCAUUGAGGAUCUGUACCACCAGCUGAAGCCUCGCACGAAGAGCAUGGCGGACAGAUCCUACCGCUCCCUAGAAGGCCGAUGGAACAUCAUCAAGCCGGCUUGUUCUCGUUGGAGUGCUGCCAUGGAUCAAGUGGCCGACAACCCCCCUAGUGGAUGCGUGCCGGAGGACUAUCCCAAGUAUGCUCAAGCACGGUACAAGGACAUGGCCGACUCUAAGAACAAGGAAUUUCAAUUUCAACAUUGCUUUUCCAUCCUUCAACAUCUUCCUAAGUGGAAGUUGCGGGACAACGAGCCAAAGUGCAAGAAGAAGGCACUUCUCACCAUGGAUGAUGAAGCGGAGGACAUGAGUGGGAGAAACACCGGCAAGCCCGAGGGCAACAAGAAGGCCAAGGAGAGGACGUUGGAGACCAAGCUCCUCAUCACCGAGAAGAAGAGUGUGGUGAAGCUUGCCAAGGUGCAAGCAAGGAGGGAGCUUGACAUGAAGAUGAUCGCAGCCAUAGAAGCCAAGGCCAUGAAGGAGCUCUUGGCCGAGGAGAGGGAAAUCAUGAUGAUGCGCACCGACGGCAAGGACGAAGAUCAGCUGGCGUGGUGGAAGGAGACCAAGGCGGACAUCAUUGCGAGGAAGAAGGCUGCGCGUCAAGCUCGUGCUCAAGGUGAGUCUCCGGCGAGCGGUGGCGCCGGUGGCGAUGGAUCUGUUGAUGGUUGA